UGUUAUUUGUAUACGUUAGCAACACGUACGAGCGAACAAAUCUACAGGUUCAGAGAUAUGGGAUCUUUCUAACAUGCAUUAAGUGUUCACAUGUGUGUCAGUAGUAGCAAUAGGAUCACGGGAAAGGCAAUGUGAACAGGUGCCUGUCAAAAAUAAAACUACGACUUUAGUUUUCCACAAUGAAGUGCUUCUGUACUGUAGAACGCGAUGGUGAUGAAAAGGUGGUGGAGAUUGUGCCGUUGCUGUUGUCGAUAUCACGUAGAAUAUAGUUUAAGUUUCACAUUUGCGGCGUUUUAAUUACUUGUCACAAAACAUCAGGCGAGACACACUCAUGAGUCACAGCUCGGAUAAGGAUAUAGUGUACUUGCCCCGAUUAUGGCAGGAAAGCUUAUAUCGAUCAAGCCAAGUCUGUUUUAUUGUGUCGUGUGUUUUGGGUACACAUUUGAUUGAGAGGAAUCUAGCCUGUAAUGUUUUAUGAGGUAAUCAAAUGUGGUGCUCAAGACGUUGGAGAGGCUUUUGAAAAUAGGAACAUUAAUAAUUCAUUAAGUUUAACAGAAAGUCUGCAUACCCAUGUGUAUUGAAUACGAUUACAGCCUGAUCAGACUUGUGGCUGUAGACAGGGAAGUGUCUGCUGUAAAUUAUGUAUUGACUGCAGUAAGGAUACUGAUUGAACUUUAACGUCCUAAUCAUUUGGGUCACAAUGCCUGUUAGACAGCAGAACAGAGCGGACAUGUUUAAGGGACCGCAAGAACUACAUAAACUGGAUCUCAGGCAGUUUGGAGGUCACAAGGAUGAGGUAAACUGCGUGGCUUUUUCCAAUGAUUUCCAGAUCCUGAUAACUGGAUCUGAUGACGAGAGAAUUCGAAUCUUCAACGCCAGAACUGGAGAGUUUGUUUGUAAAGUCAAAGGUCAUUCAGGGGCAAUAAAGAGUGUGGCCAUUACUGCUGAUUGUCGCCACUUUGCGAGUGGAUCGUAUGACAAGACUGCACGGGUGUGGAGGAUGCGAGAUGCCUCACUGCUGCAUCUCCUAAAAGGUCACACCAAAAGUGUGGAGGUGGUUGUCUUCUCACCAGAUGGCGCUCUGCUGUGCUCGGGAUCAUGGGAUAGGUCUGCCAUCUUGUGGGAUGUUGAGUCUGGUGGUGGUGUGAGGAUAUUCACGGGGCACGAGAACCUGGUGCAGUCCAUCGCUUUCUCCCCCAAUGGGAAAUGGAUCGCAACUGGUUCCUGGGAUUUUACUAUUAGAGUAUGGGAUCUGCCCAAACCAACUGCAUCAAUGACAUCCACAGCCACAGCAUCAACUCAAGCAUCAGCAUCUACAUCCUCAUCCAUGUCAGCAUCAACAUCAGCGGAUGGAGCAUUAACACAGGCAUCAACAUCAUCACAUACCCCUGUUCCCUCCACUACACCAAGCCCCACCCCUACCCCCAGCCCAGGGGCGAGGGAGGGGGUGAAGGUAUUGUCUGGGCACAAGGGGAACAUCCACGCUGUCGCCUUCUCCAAGGACGGGAUGCUGGCUUCAGGGUCGUGGGACAAGACGGUGAGGAUGUGGAACCCACGGACCGGGCGUGUCCUCCAUGUGUGUGAGGGCCACGAGGGAUGGGUCCAAGCUCUGGCCUUCUCCCCUGACGGAACCUAUCUGGCCAGUGCUAGUGAUGACGACAGCGUGCGUGUGUGGGAUGUCAUCAACGGAAAGUGUGUCAAAGUGUUGGAGGGGGAGACAGACCAGGCCCAUCACUGUGCUUUCACUGCUGGAGGUGCCCUCGUGGCGUGUGGUGCAGCGGUCACCACAUUGGCCAUACAUGAGAUGUCCUCAUCUCAGACAGCAGAGAAGAUGAUCGGCUUGCCGAGAUCGUGCACCCCUGCGAGCGAUGAGGACUCGUGACUCUUUGAUAAAGCAUCACAUUGUGCUACAGUCUAUAUUUAUAUGGAAUAAUGUUUAAUGGUGUGCAAAUGUAUACCAAACACUGCUUUCCCAUGAACUAGUCAUUCGAUCUUGUUACUGGAACUACACUGUUCACGAUGUUGGAGCGGACGUUGGUGUGAGUGAGGCACUUCACCAGGCAGUGCAGCAGAAAAAGGAAUCUAAGGCGACACUUUGCUGUUUUCAAGGUUUGCAAUUUGAACUAAGACACGUGGAAAUAAAUAAUUAACUCUGAA
Haliotis rufescens (red abalone) is the source of this 2157-nucleotide messenger RNA. RefSeq names its product WD repeat-containing protein 38-like. The coding region runs from base 701 to 1882 and encodes 393 amino acids. Lineage: Eukaryota; Metazoa; Mollusca; Gastropoda; Lepetellida; Haliotidae. The transcript has 8 exons. Gene Ontology annotation, molecular function: protein binding. The record is from RefSeq and is a predicted model, not a curated record.